AUGUCUUCAAGCCCAAGUAAAGUGAAGGCAGUCUUUUUCGAUUUCAUGGGCACUUGCCUUGACUGGCACAGUAGUGUCGUUAACGCAUUGCCUUCCACCAUUCCCAAGUCUGAAGCCUCGGAGCUCGCUCUUGAAUGGCGUAGAAGAUACUUCAUUGCCAAUAGCGAGCGCCUUGCUCAGCAACUCGAACCCGAGGAUAUUGACGACACCCUGAUCCGAGUCCUGGAGAAUGUCCUCGAUCAAAUGCCAGAACACAAACAGCAUUUCAACCCAGAAAUUAAGACACAGCUCAUCAAUGCCUGGCAUACUCAGCCAGCCUGGCCAGAAGUUAGACAAGCAAUCCAGUCCAUCCGUAAUGAGCUCGGCCUCGAGGUCUUUGUACACGCCAACGGCACUACACGCCUGCAGCUCGACCUCACUCGUUUUUCUGGGCUGAACUUCAACAUGCUCUUCUCAAGCCAGUUACUGGGCACGUACAAGCCGGACCCCGAGGCCUACAAGAAGGCUUUACGAUUCGUCAAGCUCCUGCCAGAAGAAGUCGUUCUGGUAGCAGCGCAUGCGUAUGACCUGAGAGGCGCGCAGGCUGUAGGUAUGAAGACAAUUUAUAUCCAUCGAUGGACGGAUGAUGUGGAUGAAGAUAUGGAAAAGGUCAAAGGCGAGUUUGGAGCUUUCUUAGAAGGAAUGGAGAAACUUCCUGCUACAAUCAGGAAAUUGCAAGGAUAA
This is a messenger RNA of Fusarium poae, 723 nucleotides long. RefSeq lists its product as uncharacterized. The record is from RefSeq and is a predicted model, not a curated record. Lineage: Eukaryota; Fungi; Ascomycota; Sordariomycetes; Hypocreales; Nectriaceae. The transcript has a single exon. The coding region runs from base 1 to 723 and encodes 240 amino acids. Gene Ontology annotation, molecular function: hydrolase activity, acting on halide bonds, in C-halide compounds.